Molecule: messenger RNA, 1809 nt
Organism: Rasamsonia emersonii CBS 393.64
Lineage: Eukaryota; Fungi; Ascomycota; Eurotiomycetes; Eurotiales; Trichocomaceae
Product: Alkaline phosphatase
Exons: 2
Coding region: 1-1809 (602 amino acids)
Biological process (GO): dephosphorylation
Cellular component (GO): fungal-type vacuole membrane
Molecular function (GO): alkaline phosphatase activity
Source: RefSeq, a predicted model, not a curated record
AUGCCCCGCGAGGAGCCUCUCCUGGCUCCGCGCCAGUCCUCCGAGCACUCCUCCAUCCGGCAUGAAGACGAGGAAGAUGCCCUGUUGACCGGCGAGCGGGUGGCCCGCUCUGACGACCAGCGCCGCGGAUGGGGCUUCUGGCGACAGAUCGGUCUCUUCACCUGGGCUCUUGUGGCCACCGUGGCCGUCAUCGUCCUGGCCGUGGCCUACCAGCACAAGCGCCUCACGCAGCACGACUCCCAGCCGACCUGGGGCCCCGGCGGUAAGCCGACGGGCAAGCGUAAUGUCAUCUUCAUGGUAUCGGACGGCAUGGGCCCGACCAGUCUGUCGUUGACGAGAAGCUUCCGACAGCUGGAGCUGGGCCUGCCGCCGGACGACACGCUGGUGCUGGACCAGCACCACAUCGGCACGUCGCGGACGAGGUCGACGUCGAGCCUGGUGACCGACUCGGCCGCGGGGGCGACCGCUUUCUCUUGCGGGAUCAAGAGCUACAACGGCGCCAUUUCCGUCCUGUCCGACCACUCGCCCUGCGGGACCGUCCUCGAAGCGGCCCAUCAGGCCGGAUACAAGACCGGUCUGGUGGUGACGACCCGGAUCACCGACGCCACGCCCGCGUGCUUUGCCUCCCAUGUCAACCUACGACAGUACGAAGACCGGAUCGCGGAGCAGGAGAUUGGAGACCAUCCCCUGGGCCGGGUGGUCGACCUGAUGCUGGGCGGUGGGCGAUGCCAUUUCCUGCCGAACACGACCGAGGGCAGCUGUCGGGGGGAUGAUCGCGACCUGAUCAAGGAGGCGGAGGCGAACGGGUUCCACUACAUCCACAGCAGGAAACAAUUCGACGGGCUGAGUAUGGGGAAGGACGCGAAGCUGCCCUUGCUGGGACUCUUCGCGGAGAGGGACAUUCCGUACGAGAUCGACCGCCGACAUGUCGAGGACGAGUACCCGUCGCUGGAGGAGAUGACGCGGACUGCGUUGACGGCGCUCAGCAAGGCGACCGAGCACAGCGACAAGGGGUUCUUUAUCAUGAUCGAGGGGUCCCGCAUCGACCACGCGGGCCACGGGAAUGACCCGGCGGCGCAGGUCCACGAGGUGCUGGCCUACGACAAGGCAUUUGCGGCGGUGCUGAAGUUCCUGGAGGAGGACUCGACGCCGGGGGUGCUGGUCAGCACGUCGGACCACGAGACGGGCGGAUUGGCGGCGGCACGACAGCUGCACAAGUCGUACCCGGACUACAAGUGGCUUCCGGAGGUUCUCGCCAAGGCGAGCCACUCGUCGGAGUAUCUGCAUGCGAAGCUGAAGGAGUAUUUGGACGGCAAGGGCAAGAAGGACGACCGGGCGACGCAGCGGGCAUACAUUCGAAAGCAGCUGCUGGAGAAGGGGCUGGGGAUUGACGACGCCACGGACGCGGAGGUGGACUCGUUGAUCGAGACGGAUCCGGUGUGGCCGGCCAACUACAUAUUUGCCGACAUAAUCAGUCGUCGGGCGCAGGUGGGAUGGACGACGCAUGGGCAUUCAGCCGUCGAUGUCAACAUCUACGCAAGCUCGACGAAAGACGCCUGGCCGCUGGUCGGCAACCACGAGAACACGGACGUGGGGGCAUUCCUGGCGGAGUAUCUGGACGUGGACGUGCGGAACGUCACCAAGCAGCUGCAGCAGCGGUCGAAUGACUGGCUGGGCGAUCCUCUGGGGGCGGACGUACGGGUGGACCAGCUGGAUACGUAUCACGGGGAGUUUAAGCGGGGGCUCGCUGGGUCGUAUUUUAUCGAUUCCAUGAGCUGUGGGUGCGGCAGCACUGAUCAUUCACAUUAA